AUGGGGCUAGACGAGUGUACUGCAGAAAUAAGCUCGAUGAAGAAUGCCAAGAUGGAGUUUAGCAAAGCAAUCAAGAACGCCAAAGCGUUAUGCUGGAAGCAACUAUGUGACCAAAAUGAGCGUGAUCCCUGGGGUAAACCCUAUAAGCUGGUAAUGGGUAAGCUAACCAAAAGCCGACCCCCCGAGAACUCCAACAACACGGCGCCAUUCAAACUAUUGUCAAAGGACUCUUUCUCGUGCAUUCACUCCGCAGCGCAAUAA
This is a messenger RNA of Macrosiphum euphorbiae (potato aphid), 261 nucleotides long. Lineage: Eukaryota; Metazoa; Arthropoda; Insecta; Hemiptera; Aphididae. The record is from the annotation of a GenBank genome assembly.